AUGUACCAGAGUCUGCACAAUGCUAGUUCCGGCUCCUAUCCCAGCUCUUCUUACUACCAGCCUGUGUUCAGAGCUCAGACUCACACUCCAACAUCAGCCUAUCAGGGUCGUGCUGAAAGCGCCCGGUACGCACCCUUCUCUGGACACCAGCUUACCAAAGACUGCUUCAGCAGCAGCUGCGCCGUGUCUCCCUACAGCUCAAGAGUUGCAGCGACUGGAUAUGCAGCCUCAGGUGACCCUGUGAUGGAUACCGAGGGCGUACAGCUGCUGGACUCCACAGCGUACAGCUUUGGAGGAAGUGCUUCCAGUGGAGAUGGAUGUUCAGGUCCAGUUUGCAGCUCGGGGCACAAUGGAUAUUACAGCAGCAGCGGGUAUGUGGACACUCAGAGGAUGGGCACGUUUAUCGAUCAGCAUGUGUCAGUUAUCAGCAGCGUGAGCAGCAUUCGCUCCGUUUCGGCCUAUGCUGAAGUACACGACCCUCUCAACAUCCUGGACGACACGAGCAGGAAGACAACAAGACCCUACUACACUGACCUGUCUGCAAUGGGCGCACACACAGCAGAAGAAAGAAACUCAUACAGGUAUGGAGCAAGUGGAGGACCCUUUGCCUCACUGGCCUGUGUCAGCGUCUCUUUUGUGAGGACGUCCCAUGUCUCUAUGGCAGCCCAGAUGAGGUUCAGUAAAGGCAAGACAUGUGAUGUCUGGGCGAAUAUGGCCAGAAAGGCUCCUCAUGCUGGCGACAUCCUUUUCAUCCCCUCGUCUGCCCUGCCUUUUGUCCCGCCUGGCUCACCUACAGCAAACGCACUAUAUGAGCAUUCAAUUAAAGUCUUUGGAGGAGGCAGAAAAAUGCUGGUGAGGAGACGAGCAAGAAAAACAGGCCUUUUCUUCCAGGAGGACAUUGAAAAGGCUUGA
Molecule: messenger RNA, 912 nt
Organism: Sinocyclocheilus grahami
Lineage: Eukaryota; Metazoa; Chordata; Actinopteri; Cypriniformes; Cyprinidae
Product: DNA-binding protein RFX6-like
Exons: 5
Coding region: 1-912 (303 amino acids)
Source: RefSeq, a predicted model, not a curated record